Messenger RNA from Gallus gallus (chicken), 1927 nucleotides. It is a transcript of the gene LPXN, whose product is annotated as leupaxin. Lineage: Eukaryota; Metazoa; Chordata; Aves; Galliformes; Phasianidae. Gene Ontology annotation, molecular function: muscle alpha-actinin binding; actin binding. The transcript has 9 exons. The record is from RefSeq and is a predicted model, not a curated record. Gene Ontology annotation, biological process: muscle structure development; actin cytoskeleton organization. Bases 392 to 1621 code for a protein of 409 amino acids. Gene Ontology annotation, cellular component: stress fiber; adherens junction; Z disc.
AGAGGCAGGAUGGAGGAUUUGGGUAAGCCGGGUCCCUCUGGCGCUGGGGAGGGCUGAGCUGGCCCGGUGGCCAAGCUCGCCGUGGGGUCCUGUCCUGGUGGGCUGGGGAGCCUCAUCUUCCUUGCAUUGCUGGGGCAGGUGGGGAUGGCGCGAAGGGGACGGCAGCAGGGCUGCUCCUCCAUCUCGGGGAACAGACGGGCGGUUGAGCUUUGCCAAAAAUGGAGAGUGCUCAAAGGCAGGAAACGGGCUUCAGUGACGGCGCAAUCUUGUCUGUGCACAGUGGGGCCCAACAGCCUGCUGAGAAAGGCGGCACCAUGAUCAGGGGUGCUCUGGCCCCAGGCGGGGAGAUGGGGCCCAGGGGGCAGCUGCGCUGCUAGGGGUGCCUGUCGCCAUGUCCUGCCAUGAGGGUGGCAAGCUGGAAGUAGAAAGGGCUUUGUCCUCUGUAAGGAUCCCACCACUCUGGGGCACGGGAAGCACCAAGGAUGCGUUGCUGGCAGAGCUGGAGCAGAGCUCCCAGCCGGCUCCCACGAACUGCAUGUUGCUGACACCCAGCACCAGGCAGCAGGACGCACCUCCAGACAAGCCCCCGGCCCCCAGCAGCCAGAAGCCACUUGCCUCGGCAGCCCCGAAGGUGCCACUGCCACCUCGGGCUCAGCCUUCAGGCAAAAGCUUGGAAACUGUGUACAGCAGCCCCAUGCCGACCCCACAACCACUGCCUGCUUCGCCUGAACCCACAGCGGCCGCCCGGCAGCUGGAUGAGCUUCUGGCUGACCUGGGCCAGAUGCAAAGCAAGCUGGCAGCUGUGGGGCAAGGAGCCGGAGCACCGGUGGGCUCUGCACACUCGCUGGACCACAUGCUGGGUGGCCUGACGCGGGACCUGCAGGAGCUGGGCAUCACUGCUGCUCCUGCUGCCGUCUGUGCCGCCUGCCACAAGCCCAUCGCCGGCAAGAUGUUCACGGCCCUAGGUGAAACCUGGCACCCCGAGCACUUCACCUGUGCCCGCUGCGGGCAGGAGCUGGGCGGACAGCCCUUCUUUGAGCGCGGGGGGCAGGCGUACUGCGAGGAGGACUACCACCAGGCCUUCUCCCCACGCUGCGCCUACUGCGCUGGCCCCAUCCGCGAGAGAGUCCUCACCGCCAUGGACCAGACCUGGCACCCCGAGCACUUCUUCUGCGCCCACUGCGGGAAGGUGUUUGGAGAUGAUGGUUUCCAUGAGCGCGGUGGGAAACCCUACUGCUUCCAGGACUUUGUGGUCCUCUUCGCCCCCAAGUGCCAGGGCUGUGAGCGGCCACUGACGGACAACUACCUGUCGGCCCUGCAGGGCGUCUGGCAUCCUGAGUGCUUUGUCUGCGCGGACUGCUUGAGCAGCUUCACCAACGGCUCCUUCUUCGAACUGGAGGGCCGUCCCUACUGUGAGCUGCACUUCCACCAGCGGCAGGGCAGCGUGUGCCAUGGCUGCGGGCACCCCAUCACCGGCCGCUGCAUCACAGCCGCCGGGCGCAAGUACCACCCCGAGCACUUCAUCUGCGCCUACUGCCUGAGCCAGCUGCACAAAGGCACCUUCCGCGAGCGUGGGGACAAGAUGUACUGCCAGGCCUGCCAUGACAAGCUCUUCCUUUGAACUCCAGGCUCUGUGCUUCUAGGAGCUGCUGCUCUGCUCGGCUUCCCUAUCAUCAGCACCAGGAGCGUUGCCCCUGCCAAGCCAAACAUCCCUAGGAUCAUAUCCCUCUCAGCAUCCCCAGCAUUGCCCCAGCUGAAGCAAACACCGCCUCUUGUCCCACCCCUCCACAACUACGGCAUGGUUCCUUUCACACGCGACAGCCCUGGCAUUACACCCACAAAACCCCAGCUUUCACUCGAGCAGCCUUCCCUCAGCCACUUCUCUUACAGCCGCCGUUGGUGCCAGAUUAAAAACAAAACAAAACCA